Molecule: messenger RNA, 1541 nt
Organism: Anopheles arabiensis
Lineage: Eukaryota; Metazoa; Arthropoda; Insecta; Diptera; Culicidae
Gene: Inx7
Product: innexin inx7
Exons: 4
Coding region: 136-1428 (430 amino acids)
Biological process (GO): phototransduction
Cellular component (GO): gap junction; plasma membrane
Molecular function (GO): gap junction channel activity
Source: RefSeq, a predicted model, not a curated record
UUCCUCCUCGCCCGGUGACACCUCAUGACGACCUCGACCGAGCAGCAGCUCGUGAGCCCGUGUGUACAAACUGGGCAUCAAAACACUGGAUAAGGUUGUUUUUCAGUGGGUUUCACCUCCCCAGACGGUCCGAAGAUGCUGAAUACGUUCUCCGUGCUUUCGCCUCACCUUAAGUUUAAGUACAAGUUUGUGACGAUCGACAAUUUGGCGUUCAAGUUUCACUACCGUGCGACGUUUAUCAUUCUGCUCGUGUGUACGCUGCUGGUGACAUCGAGACAGUACAUCGGAGAGCACAUCCGGUGUAUUACGGGCGGUUCCAUCCCGGAGCAUGUCAUCAACACGUUCUGCUUCUUCACCACCACCUUCACCGUCAUCCGGCACUACAAUGAGUCGCUGUUGCAGGAUGGGGUGCUUCCGCAUCCGGGCGUCGGUCCAAUGUACACCGAGGAUCCGGUAAAGCAUCACGCCUACUAUCAGUGGGUUCCGUUCAUUCUCUUCCUGCAGGCGCUCACGUUCUACGCACCCCACAUGCUGUGGCGUGUAAGCGAAGGCGGUCGGUUGAAGAAUCUCGUCGACGGGUUGCACAUGGCGCACCUUAGCGAGCACUACACGGCCAAGGCGAACAUUACGAUCGGACCGAAGUAUACGCUGCUUUCACGGGACACCGUCGACGCCAAGCUGCGCACGGUGAAGCGUGAAUUCUCGAACCACUUCAUGGUCCAGCGCCACUGGGCGUCGCGACACAUCUUCUGCGAGGUGCUGAACCUGCUCAACUGCAUCCUGCAGAUCGUGUUCACCAACAUCUUUCUCGGGCGCAAGUUCUGGAACCUGGGGCCGAGCUUCCUGGAGGAAGACUUUACCGGCAAGAUGGACGUGCUCGAUACGGUGUUCCCGAAGGUGACCAAGUGCCACUUCUACAAGUACGGUCCGACCGGUUCGAUCCAAAAGCAUGACGCCCUGUGCAUAAUGGCACUGAACGUGAUUAAUGAGAAGAUUUUUACCUUCCUCUGGUUCUGGUACGUGGUGCUGUUCUGUGUGGCCGUUCUGGCGAUCGUUUGGCGCAUGCUAACGCUACUCCUGCACAAUAGAUCCUACAAGUUUACGGCACUGAUCUUGUCGUUUGCCAGCCCGGGACGGUUAAACCCACAGGAUGUGGAGAUCAUUACCAAACGGUUGCGCUUCACCGAGUGGCUGUUCCUGUACUAUCUUGCCAAAAACAUGGAUGCGCAUCUGUUCCGCAAAGUGUUGCGCCAAAUAACGGACGAGCUAAGACACCCGAAGGAGGACGAGGAUGACGAGCAUGACGACGACGACGACCACCACCGCCAUCAUCGUGGCAUCGAUACAGUUGAUGGUCACCAUAACGACGAUGAUAGUGACAUAGAGAUGGUUAAGCUGCGGUACGAGCAUGACCAUAAGAAGGCCUAAGCAAAGCAAUGGCGCGGCGGGCAGGGCAGAAGCAGACGUUUCUAACAAAAGUAUUAUAAUUUUAACUUUAAUUGGACAUUAUUUAGGAAUAAAAGACUCAUCCAAACACCGAA